UCCCUGCUUCUGCGCUUCUUCCUCCUCCUCCUCCUCCUCGCCCGGCCUCGGCUGCCAGCAUCAUGUCCGCAGGGGGAGAUUUUGGGAACCCACUGAGAAAAUUCAAGUUGGUGUUCCUGGGGGAGCAGAGCGUCGGGAAGACGUCUCUGAUCACGAGGUUCAUGUAUGACAGCUUCGACAACACAUACCAGGCAACCAUUGGGAUUGACUUUUUGUCAAAAACCAUGUACCUGGAGGAUCGUACAGUGAGGCUGCAGCUCUGGGACACAGCAGGCCAGGAGCGGUUCCGCAGCCUGAUCCCCAGCUACAUCCGGGACUCCACAGUGGCCGUGGUGGUGUAUGACAUCACAAAUCUCAACUCCUUCCAACAGACCUCUAAGUGGAUUGAUGAUGUCAGGACAGAGAGGGGCAGUGAUGUCAUCAUCAUGCUGGUGGGCAACAAGACCGACCUGGCUGACAAGAGGCAGAUCACCAUUGAGGAAGGGGAGCAGCGCGCCAAAGAACUGAGCGUCAUGUUCAUUGAGACCAGUGCAAAGACCGGCUACAACGUGAAGCAGCUCUUCCGACGUGUGGCGUCAGCUCUGCCUGGAAUGGAGAAUGUCCAGGAGAAAAGCAAAGAAGGGAUGAUCGACAUCAAGCUGGAUAAGCCCCAGGAGCCCCCGGCCAGCGAGGGCGGCUGCUCCUGCUAAUGCGAGCCCGACAGGCUGGCUUCCUUUGAAACUACUCGCUUGUCGUGUUGCUUCCUAUUGGUUAGCUUCCUAAAGGGGGCGGGAAAUGA
Loxodonta africana (African savanna elephant) is the source of this 778-nucleotide messenger RNA. RefSeq names its product RAB6B, member RAS oncogene family (gene RAB6B). The transcript has 8 exons. The record is from RefSeq and is a predicted model, not a curated record. Gene Ontology annotation, molecular function: GTPase activity; GTP binding. The coding region runs from base 63 to 689 and encodes 208 amino acids. Lineage: Eukaryota; Metazoa; Chordata; Mammalia; Proboscidea; Elephantidae. Gene Ontology annotation, biological process: vesicle-mediated transport.